Danio aesculapii is the source of this 3682-nucleotide messenger RNA. RefSeq names its product ubinuclein 1 (gene ubn1). Lineage: Eukaryota; Metazoa; Chordata; Actinopteri; Cypriniformes; Danionidae. The transcript has 18 exons. The coding region runs from base 435 to 2999 and encodes 854 amino acids. The record is from RefSeq and is a predicted model, not a curated record. Gene Ontology annotation, cellular component: nucleus.
CAGUGAUGAUAUUUGUCUAAUAGAAUGCUUCCAACAUAACUGUACGUCGAAGUAGUUCGAACGGAAAGCUUCGAGAUCGCUAAAGGGAACCACCGACCAAUACAUGUGAGCGAUAGCUAAGGCUUGACUGUCUCCUAUUUGCGCUCAGUAUUUGAAAACCACAAUUCUCCAUUGCCAUGAUAACUCUAGCGAAAUCAUCACGGAGGAUGUUCGACUAUCGCUGCGACGACCACGGAUCCACGCUUCACCGAGGCCCGCGGAGAUAGAGGAAAACACCGGCUGAUGGAGACUUCAUGAACAUGUCACACAGGACAGCAUAUCAGCAGCGAUUCACCAUUACAUGACAUGGAGAAACAUCCGUGGUUCAUAAUUGAUCAAUCAAAUUCGCACCUGUUCGGGAAGAACCGUAGAACGUUGCCGUCAGUCUGAGCAAUAUGGCCGCGCCAAGAAGAGUUCAUCUCACCGCAUUAUCAAGCAACGCACACUUUCCUCUGCCCGCCAUCCCUCCAGCCCAGAGUUCCACUGACCAAACUGUCAAACCGGGUUUACCUGCGCCAAUCCCAGCGGUAGAAUCGUCACUCCCUCCACAUGCUGCGACCAGAGUGGAAUUAAAGCUGUUCGAGCCGGAUGAACAACGCUGCCCGGAGUUUAACUACCCGGAUUUGAUCAGCACAAAGGAAACCACUGAGAAAACAAAACAAACAUUCGAUGAAGUGGUGGAAGACACAGUUAGAGAUGAACUGGAGGCACUUGCAAAAAAAUUUGAAGCAAAAUAUGGUGGAGCUGGCAAAAGAAAAAAAGACAGAUUACAGGACCUGGUGGAUAUGGGCUUUGGUUACGAUGAAUCCGAUUCAUUUAUUGACAACUCUGAGGCUUAUGAUGAGCUCGUCCCAGCUUGUCUGACCACCAGAUAUGGAGGCUUCUACAUCAACUCUGGGACUCUGCAGUUCCGGCCAGCUUCUGAUGAAGGAGAGAACGAGAAUGAUUUUGAGGACAGUGGCCUUAAACCCAAGAAACGAAAGCUUAAGCAAGGAAAAGACAAGAAGAUGAUGAAGAAGAAAAGAGAUGAAUAUGUGCUUGCUAAGAAGGAUGAGGAGGAAUUCAAGAAAAGCACCCCGCCAGAUAAAUCAUCUGCAAAGAAGAAGAAAAACAAGAAGCCAUUAAGUAUCGAUAAAAUGCUGAAGAAGUUCCAUAAGGAGAAGCUUCAGCAGAUGAAGGAGUUUAAUUCGAGAGAGAGAGAGCUCCAGUCUCUCCAUGCCACACACACAGGUCCCGCCAUACAAGCGGAGGUUCAGGAAGCGCCGGUUUCAUCUGACCCUCUUCUCUCACUCAUCGGUUCUGCCAGUGCAGACGACCUCCUGCAAGCAGUCAAAGCAGCAGAGCAAGACUUUGACCUGGAUGAUCUGUUGGGCGAGCCACAGAACAUCUGCUCUCCAGGUCUGGAGGAGGAGAAUGGAGAGGCUCUGGUAGUGUCUGUUGCUGAGAAACCACCUGCAUUACUUCCCGAUGGUCUACCGCCUAUGCUAGAGCAACACAUUAAGGACAUUUCACAGGCUGCCAAGAACAUUGAAGGACAAAAUAAGAUGGAGAUUUUGUCUUCAGAACUCAACAGUGUUUUACUAGAUGUGGAAGUGAACUCUAAGCAGCUCGGUGGGAAAAUCCGUUCCAGAAUCUUCUCCUACUUGGCAUCACAGCUGUCCUGCAACAAAGGCACACUGGUUAAAAGAGCCAAAAAGCUCCACAGUCAACAGCAGGAUGAGCAGAUGCAGGAGCUGCUGAAGAAACUGGAGAAUGCGGUUGCCAAAUCAAUGCCAGAGCAGAUCACCCGCUUCCAGAACCACUGCCAGGCUCACUCUGAAGCCAGAGCUGCCAAACUCGAGGCUGAAAAAGAGCGAGCGAUUGAUGGAUCUGAUGAGGAAGAAGAAGAGAGGAGUGGAAAACGGGUGUUUGGGCCUCGCAAGAGAUUCAGAUGGAAUGAAGAGAUCAGGGAGCUGCUCUGUGAGAUUGUCAAUGUGAAAAUGAUGAUUUAUGAUUCAGAGUCGCCCUGCUGCUCUAGUUUAGAGGAGUAUCUGAAAGCGUUCCUGGAGGCGGAUGUUAAGUCACUUUGGCCUAAAGGGUGGAUGCAGUCCAGGAUUCUGCUUAUAGAAACCCGAAAAGCACAUGGUCACAUCACUGGUGUUGUGGCAAGGAAGAAACCAAUAGGUACAACAAAACUAAAGAAGGCCAGUGGUGCCCCCGAGGACAGUAGGACUGUCCAUGAAGUUCAGGGUCCGCCGGCUCUGAAACGCAAGCGUCUGGGUUUACCUGCAAACAUGCAGCCUGAAGCAGCAGCCACGCUGAGCACCACUGCCAAAACCCCAUCCAACAGCUUCUCCACGCAGCCCUGCAUCCAGAGCCACAGAUCUUCAGCCGCUGCCAGCAACAAGACAGAGAAGCAGAGGAGUCUGGUCAGCGCUGAGGCUGCUGGGGAUUCAGAGGCUGGAGAGAAGGCCAGUCUGAAGCUGACGCUGGUGGCUCCUCCAGAUGGAGCGCAGGGUCACUGUCCGUCAGUGGUGCAGGGGGUGGCCAGACUGCUGACCACCACUGCCUCCAGAGGACACACACACGUCUCUAUGGCAGCCGCCGCGGGUGAGAUCUCCUGUGGGACUCCAGCUCUGCCCACCCCAUCUCUGUCUCUCCUGCCGUCCUCUUACCCCUGCAGUGUCCAGCCUGGAGUUUUGCCUGGUUUUAACCCUCUGCACGCGCUGCCGUUCCCUGGCCUGAGCCCUGGCAGCAAACUCUCCACACAGACACAGGCAUGCAAAACAGCUGUUUAUCCUGGAGCAUCUGGAGCCUUCCAGCACGCGCUCACUCACGGGAAGUCCAUGCUGUGCUCUAGCACUCUUCAUCUUCUCUCUGUCUCUCCUGCUCCGCUUCAUUCUCUCUCUUCAUGGCUCUUUGGUUUAGAUGGAAGCCAAAUCCACAAAGACGGUCUUAACGCUCGGAGAAAACUACAUUAAUGUCCAUAUGAAUGAAAAAUGGACCGCUGUUAUCCAAAGCCACUUUUCAGCAUCAGAUUGAGCUGAUGUGACUGAACAUGGACAAAGAUUACGGCUUAAGGAGACAUUUCAUUCCUACAUUUUAGAAUCAGAACGAUUGUUUAUUUACAGGAGGAAAUGCACUGAUCCCAAAUGGACUAUAAUGUAUUUUUGUGUUGUUGUUUUUCAAGGUAUUUAAUGAACUAGUAUUUAAUUGAAUGACAUGACCUGCCGUGUGACCUCGGUGCAAACGAAUGCACUUGUAAUGCACUUAAUUAAGCUAAUUCUUCACUUUCGGGGAUGAUCUGACUUUGAAGAGUCCUAACCUAUUUAUGAAUUGAAAAUGUAAUUAUUAUAAUAAUAGUAAAUGACAUGCCGGGGGUGUGAGUUUUUACUGCACGCGUAAUACUGCAGUGAUUACUAUAUGUAAAUGAAGUCCCAAUCUGUUAUGCUAUAGGCAGAGAUUGCACUUUUUCCUCAGUUGUUUUGUUGUUGGACAGGGUAACGAACAUGAUGCCAGUGUAAUGAUCUCAGGGCUGUUUAAGUACAGUGGCCAAAAUUCAGUAAUGCUGCAAAAUGUGUUGAGAACAUGCACUUGCUUUUGUUUUUGAACAUGCUUAAAUAAUGACUUAUUUGAGAGAAAAAAAAAAACAUUUGAAGGUAUU